This is a messenger RNA of Monodelphis domestica (gray short-tailed opossum), 1250 nucleotides long. The record is from RefSeq and is a predicted model, not a curated record. Lineage: Eukaryota; Metazoa; Chordata; Mammalia; Didelphimorphia; Didelphidae.
GAGAAAAGAUUAAAGCAUAUGAAAUAACAGUAUACUUCACAGGACACUGCAGAUGAUUAUGUCUUGAAUUAUGAAUACCCCUUUUAGAAUAAUCCUUUACCUCCUUUGAGGUCACCAUUUCAUUGUUGAGAUUUUUCAAUUAGCCUCCUAGUGGCAUGGUUAUUUUCUUCUCAUUAGACUGGUUACACACCUCUGAAGACAAUCCAGCUUUUUAAUGCCCUCUCAAUAAUGUACUCAAGAUGUUAUUUGACUAGAAGAGAAUAGAAUGCAGUUAUCAGCAAAUCUCUUGCAAUACUAGUCAAAAGUCACGUUGUGGGAGACGACUAAGCCUAAUAUCAGAUGACCUAAUAAAAGGAAAUAACAGAAUAAAGGGAGGAGGCCCUUCCAAGGAAGGAGAAUGGCCAUGGCAAGCCAGUCUAAAAUGGAAUGGCAAGCACCACUGUGGGGCAUCCCUGAUCAGCAAGAGUUGGCUGGUGUCUGCAGCUCAUUGUUUUGUAAGGUCUAAUGACACCACAAAAUGGACUGUCACUUUUGGGAAUAUGGUAAAUCAUCCCUACAUGAAAAGAAAUGUUAAGACAAUUAUUGUUCAUGAAGAUUAUCAAAUUCGCCUUAAGGAUGAUAUUGCUUUGGUACAGCUUACUGAAGAAGUCACUCUUACAAAAGAUGUUCGCAGUAUUUGUCUUCCUGAUGCCACACAGAAUUUUUCAGCAGGUGACAGGGCUAUUGUUACAGGAUGGGGAAAAUUUUAUAUGAAUGGACCUCAUCCAGAGAUACUUCAUCAAGCAACUGUGCAAAUCAUUGAUACAGAUAUUUGCAAUGCCCCACAGGCAUACAAUGGUUCGAUUACAGAUUCUAUGCUAUGUGCAGGAUAUAUGAGUGGGAAAGCUGAUGCCUGUAAGGAUGACUCUGGUGGCCCAUUAGUUUCACUUGAUCCUACAGGUAUCUGGUACCUCAUUGGAAUAGUGAGCUGGGGAGAUGGAUGUGGUAAAGUGAACAAACCAGGUAUCUACACUAAAGUGACUUUCUACCGUGACUGGAUUGCUAACAAAACUGGAAUCUAAAGAAGUGAUAUGUGGAACUUAACAAAGAUUAUUGAAAGUCACAAAUUUUUGAGAUCAAGAAGUCAUAUUUAAUAUGUAUUUCUUCAGUAUUCUGAAUAAUGAUCAAAAUUUUGUCUUGAAAUCAUGCUUGGAAAAUUGCUUAAUCAUAUACAUAUUUCUAUAUGAAUAAAGACAAUCUUCAUGACCUAA